Nicotiana tabacum (common tobacco) is the source of this 756-nucleotide messenger RNA. RefSeq names its product nuclear transport factor 2B. The record is from RefSeq and is a predicted model, not a curated record. Gene Ontology annotation, biological process: nucleocytoplasmic transport. Lineage: Eukaryota; Viridiplantae; Streptophyta; Magnoliopsida; Solanales; Solanaceae.
AUAUUCUUAUCUUUUGGGCUCCUCCUGUAGCGUAUUAUUCCAGCUACUCACCAAUAAUACGGAGUGUUUUGACUGGCCUGCGUUAAGGAAAGAGGCAAAGAAGGGACAGAGCAAAUUACGAAUUCAAAUCGGGGCAAUGAAUCCAGACGCAGUUGCAACGGCAUUCGUGGAGCACUACUACUCCACCUUCGAUUCGAAUCGGGCCGGGCUUGCGAACCUGUACCAAGAAGGUUCUAUGUUAAGUUUCGAAGGGGUGAAGAUUCAAGGAGCUCAGCAUAUUGUGGCUAAGCUUACCAGUCUGCCUUUCCAGCAGUGCAAGCACCAGAUCAACACCGUCGAUUGUCAGCCUUCUGGUCCUAUCGGCGGCAUGCUUGUCUUUGUUAGUGGCAAUCUUCAACUUCCCGGCGAAGAGCACGUCCUCAAGUUCAGUCAGAUGUUUCAUUUGAUGCCAACACAACAAGGGAGUUUCUAUGUGAUGAAUGACAUUUUCCGGUUGAACUAUGCAUGAAGGGUACUGGGUUGAAUUGUCCCUUGUUCGUGUUUCCUUGAUUGAUUUCUUCGGAACUGAACAAGUUUACUGAUUAUAUUCUAAGAGUUUGAAAGAUAUUGCUUCUAUUGGAUAUCUCAGCCAGUAAGAGACUGGUUUACUAGUAGUUUGUUGAGUGAUCAACGGAUUAAACUUUAUUAAAAAGCAAAUGAGCUCUUCCUUGUUGCGAGAUAUUAUAUGCUUUAAUAAUUGCUGCUUCUAAGUCUCAA